UAUCUCAUAUCCCAAACUCCAAAAAGGAGCGACAUAGUCGGUCAGACUCAGGCUUCUGUUUCUCCAUAGUCCUUACUCAGACGCUUCAGCCAAAAAAAAAAAAAAAACCAUGCUUUUUCCUUGAAAUUCCUCGUUGCCUCCCUUUCACUCCCCUUUAACCACACUUUUUAUCUCUAAACCCAACGAGGAAAAAAAACGAAAGGGCAAAGAAAGCAAAAGAAAAGGAGAGGAAUCUGUGCAUGUUGAUUGUUGGGUGGUAAAUCUUUGUAGUGGUAUCAGGGCUUACGUUAACUCUGCCAUCAAAGAUUCUGUUCCUUUUUCUCAUCACUCUCACCCGCUGUUACUCACUUUCCUCCUUGUCUCCCCUUUAAUAUUUUCUUCUUUCUCUUUCUAUAUAUUCAUUUCAUUGUUCCAAAAGAAACCAUUUCUUGCAGCAGCAAAAACAAAGGGAAGAAUCAUUGUUCUUUGAUAUGGCAACUAAGCUUCUUUUAACCUUUGCUAUUUGUAGAUUGAUUGUUACUGUGGGAUUGACCCUGGACCCCACGGAGCUUCUCCGCCUGGGUGUUGAUGGUCAACUCAGCGUUGACCCCACCGACCUGGAAACGGCUUCACUCGAUUUUGGCUUGCUCACCCGAGCUGAGCCACUCGCUGUCUUGCAUCCGUCUUCGGCUCAGGACAUAGCUCAGCUUGUGAAAGCAGCCUACGGAUCAAAUCACAUGUUUACCUUGUCGGCUAGGGGACAUGGGCAUUCCAUAAACGGACAGGCUCAGACUACAAACGGGGUUGUGAUACAGAUGAGUGGGUCGAAAGGGGGGAGGGGGCUGGCCUCAGGGAGGAAGCCACCUCAGCCCCGAGUUUGGGCUCGAGAGAGGUACGUGGACGUGUGGGGUGGGGAGCUUUGGAUAGAUGUGUUGAUGAGUACCCUAGAGUAUGGACUCGCACCAAAAUCAUGGACCGAUUACUUGUACCUUUCUGUUGGUGGGACUUUGUCAAAUGCUGGAAUUAGCGGCCAAGCUUUCAACCAUGGUCCACAGAUUAGCAAUGUCUACGAGCUUGACGUUGUUACAGGAAAAGGUGAGCUCUUGACAUGCUCGGAAGAACAAAACUCAGAGCUGUUUCAUGCUGUUCUUGGCGGUUUAGGACAAUUCGGAAUUAUCACCAGAGCUAGAAUUUCUCUUGAGCCAGCUCCGCAAAGGGUGAGGUGGAUCAGGGUACUGUAUUCCAAAUUUUCGGAUUUUACCAGGGACCAAGAGUAUCUCAUUUCCCUGCCUGCACAACCAGCUAGCCAAAAAUUCGACUAUGUCGAAGGUUUCGUUAUUGUAGACCAAGGGCUCAUCAACAAUUGGAGAUCUUCCUUCUUUUCCCCUCGAAACCCUGUCAAAAUUUCGUCCCUGGGGGCUGAUGGAGGCGUGUUGUAUUGCUUGGAAAUCACCAAGAACUACCAUGAAUCUACUGCUGAUGCCACUGAUCAGCUUAGGGUGGUCUUUUUAUUGCAGGAAGUAGAGUCUUUGUUGAAGAAAUUAAAUUUUAUACCGACAUCAGUGUUUACAACUGAUCUGCUGUAUGUGGAUUUCUUGGACCGGGUUCACAAGGCCGAGUUGAAGCUCCGGUCCAAGGGUUUGUGGGAGGUUCCACACCCAUGGCUAAACCUUUUUGUUCCUAAAUCAAAGAUUGCUGACUUCGAUAAGGGAGUCUUCAAGGGCAUUUUGGGGAAUAAAACGAGUGGGCCAAUUCUCAUCUACCCAAUGAACAAAAACAAAUGGGACCAUAGGAGCUCCGUGGUGACGCCCGAUGAGGAUGUGUUUUACCUGGUGGCAUUGCUAAGAUCAGCUUUGGAUAAUGGGGAAGAGACCCAGAGCUUGGAGUACCUGAACAAUCAGAAUCGUCAGAUUCUCAGAUUCUGUGAUGACGCUGGAAUCAAUGUGAAGCAAUAUUUACCUCAUUACACUACACAAGAGGAGUGGAUGCACCACUUCGGCAAUAACUGGGAUCGGUUCUAUCAAAUGAAAAUGGAAUUUGACCCAAGGCAUAUUUUGGCCACAGGCCAACAAAUUUUCACACCCACCUUCCCUUCCUCUUCGAAUAUGGCUUCAUGGUGAUCGACGACCAUUGAUACAAACAAAGCUAGAAACAGACAUUAACGUACUGACUUGGGAAUAUUCUUGUUCUUGCUGUACAUAGAAAUGGCAUAAGAGGAGGCAAGAAGGGAAGCAAAUUGGAAAGAGAGUAGACUUGGGAGAAUUAGUACUCUCGCGCUGUGUGAAGUUCGGAAGGGGAAUUGACAUCAGAUGGUGGAAAGAGGAGGAUUG
Messenger RNA from Durio zibethinus, 2309 nucleotides. Its product is annotated as cytokinin dehydrogenase 5-like. The record is from RefSeq and is a predicted model, not a curated record. Lineage: Eukaryota; Viridiplantae; Streptophyta; Magnoliopsida; Malvales; Malvaceae. Gene Ontology annotation, molecular function: FAD binding; cytokinin dehydrogenase activity. Gene Ontology annotation, biological process: cytokinin metabolic process.